This is a messenger RNA of Gregarina niphandrodes, 1533 nucleotides long. RefSeq lists its product as hypothetical. The record is from RefSeq and is a predicted model, not a curated record. The transcript has a single exon. NCBI's taxonomy places the organism in Eukaryota, Apicomplexa, Conoidasida, Eugregarinorida, Gregarinidae. The coding region runs from base 1 to 1533 and encodes 510 amino acids.
AUGUGUGAGUGGUUGCCGUUAUGUCACCAUCAGGCGCCGGAGAAGUUAUACAAGCCUUUAGAAAAUGGCGCAAUCUACCAUACGACUACCAAUCAGAUUUUAAUUCGACAUGAGGCGGAGGAGGCGGAGGAGUCGGCAGCACCAUUUUAUAUUGGGUGUGACGCGAUCCCAAUUGCGGUGAGUUCGUCUUUGGUAAGGACGCGCCAGGAGAGUGAGGGUCAAGCAACGACAGCCUAUUCGGGUUCACUAUAUCUUGGGCAGAUCUGCAGUUUUCUCCCGACAUUGGAGAUUGCCUUGAUUCGCUCGAUCCAGAACGAGUUUUGUUUCAGCGAGAUCUCCCACGUGCGCAAGUGGGCGAAUUGUUCGGUGCAAUUUGAUGUGUUCCAGAGCCUGUAUCCCCUGAUAGUGAGCCAUACCCCCGAAGCCGAAUCGCGGCUGAGGCUCCAGAAGGCAGUCUGCACCCUCGACGCGACGGAUGUUCAGCGGUGCUGCCUUCGAAUUCAUGCGCCGCUACGGGACGGAAAAUCACAAGGUAGAAAGCGGCCGAGCUUCUACGUCUUGUUUUUCAAACAACUGGACAAAUGGAAAAGCUGCACCGAGAACCUGGACGAGCGGUUUCCCAUCCACGGUACGGACUUCAUUAACAGCAAUGAGGCGCCGAAAUCAGAAGCGGAAAAAAGCAGUGGCCGGACGUUCCACGACGAAGAUCGCGACUACUACCUCCUCGCAGUAGUACCCAUAUACGACAAUCGCCCUUAUCACGACCUUCCCGCUAUCUUCUGUUCCAUGGCCGACCGCAUUGUAAUCACCGCCGCUCGCGUGGGCACCGUAACCAUGUUCCAGGUCCUCACUGUCAAGUUUGAGUCGCUGCAACCACUUUCGCUCCCUCGCUGGAACAAGAGAUACGACCGAAUCCUAUCAAACGUGAAGCUCCAACCGGCUGCCUCCCAACUCCCUACGUCAGACUGUACGGCUACAAUCUCUCCGGAUAAAUCCCAGUCACUAACAAUCAAACCGCAUACGGCUGUCUUGAAGAAAAUACUCGACUUCCUCACCAGGGUCGAUCAGGACCCUUUACGAGCUGCUCUUUUGCUGCCUCAACUGAGUUACUAUCCUCGUGAACGUGUAAAUAAAAGGGGAACCGGCAAGUGCUGGUUAGUCUACAAACACGACAAGGUGGCUUCUUUGGAGAUGCCUCCUUCACGCAAGGCAGCGGUCGGCAAGGCAGCGGUCGGCAAGGCAGCGGUCGGCAAGGCAGCGGUCGGCAAAGAGGCUGCUGGGACGGGCACGGAAGCAGGCAAGGCCAAAAAGGGAGCUAAGAAACCUAAGCCUGACAAGUUGGUUACCAAGGUGGGAAACACGACGAUACGAGUGCAAAAUUGGGAACCGUUGACAUUUGGCGUCGGACCAAUUUCUCCGAAAGAGUUUCCAGUGGAGGCGACAGCUACCAGUGACUAUAUAACAAUAUACCUCCCCAAUACUCAGGCAAUUCCAGUCAGUGGUCCAUGUCUUUCAGUCGUCGAAAUAGAGUAG